Molecule: messenger RNA, 1440 nt
Organism: Scheffersomyces stipitis CBS 6054
Lineage: Eukaryota; Fungi; Ascomycota; Pichiomycetes; Serinales; Debaryomycetaceae
Gene: KTR5
Product: glycosyltransferase family 15 protein
Exons: 1
Biological process (GO): protein N-linked glycosylation; cell wall mannoprotein biosynthetic process
Cellular component (GO): Golgi apparatus; membrane
Molecular function (GO): alpha-1,2-mannosyltransferase activity
Source: RefSeq, a predicted model, not a curated record
AUCCUGUCGGGAAUAGAUGCUCCUUUCCAGUACGGCUGUAACAUCCCUGAUGUGACGGCGCCAAGAGCCGACGCGGCCUUGGUAGUUCUCGCUAGAAAUUCCGAGCUAGAAGGAGUGAUAAAGCUGAUGAAAUCGCUAGAAAGGCACUUUAAUCAAUGGUACAAUUACCCAUGGGUUUUCUUGAAUAAUGAAGAGUUCACAGAGGAGUUUAAAGAAACAGUGCAGAUGUAUACCAGUUCGGAAGUUGAGUUUGGUUCGAUUCCUGAGAAAGAAUGGGAGUUCAAUGAAUCUGUUGAUACGGACGAGUUUAAGGAAAGUGUAGAUAGCCAAGGAGAUCGAACCAUUUUGUACGGGAACUUGCCAUCAUACCAUAAGAUGUGUCGCUUCUAUUCUGGUUUCUUCUAUAAGCACGAGUUAGUAGUAAAACGUAAAUGGUAUUGGCGAGUAGAGCCAGAUGUCGAGUUCUUCUGUGACAUUACAUACGAUCCAUUUAUCCAGUUGGAAGAGCACAACAAGAAGUAUGGCUUCAACGUCAUGAUACGCGAAUUGUACUAUACUGUACCAGGCUUAUUUCGUGAAACUAUGGCGUACAUCAAGAAGAACGGGAUUCAAGUCAGAGGAGCCUGGAACUUGUUCAUAAAGGACUCGAAGUGGACAAGAGGAGGUGAUCAGUUGGCCUAUGAUGGAAUUUCGCAAAAGCGAGAUAUCCUCAGAGAGCUAGAGGAUAAUAUCGCUCUUAAGAAGUUCCGAGCAAUAAAGAAGAAGAAGGAAAGACAUGUGCAGAAGCUUCCAGAACGAUUGCUCAAGAAGCUCGCCCAUGUUGCAGAAGUUAUGCCAAGGCUACACGAGGACAGAAUGAACCGUGAAGACUACAACUUGUGCCAUUUCUGGUCCAACUUCGAGAUAGCUAGAACAGAUUUGUUCACGGACAAAGUGUACGAAGACUACUUCCGUCAUUUAGAUGACAGUGGAGGAUUCUACAAGGAAAGAUGGGGAGAUGCACCUGUUCAUUCGCUAGCUGUAGGGAUGAUGUUGGAAUUGAAAGAGAUUCACUACUUCAGAGACAUAGGCUAUAGACAUUCCACCUUGGGCCAUUGUCCUGGAAAUGCUAGGAAGAACCAGUUGAGGUAUGUCCCGAGUGAAAAGUACUAUAAAACAGAUUUGGAAGAGGAUCUGAAGUGGUUAGAGCCUGACAAACCAACAAAGUAUGGAGUAGGAUGUAGAUGUAGAUGUCCUCCGGAGCAGAAAGAGAUAGAGAACUCAGGAGCUUCUUGUAUCCGGGACUGGGUGGAAGUCACAGCCAACGACUACAGAGCAUUCAGGCCGGUCGAUCUAGAUUAUUGGGGCCAUGAGAUGGAAGUGAGGAUGGAUGAGUAUUUGCUCAAUGGGGGCAAAUUGGGCUACAGCAACUUGGCAGAUGCGAUGUUGAAAGAAGUGUAA